AUGGCAUUUUCAGCGCGUGAAGACAUAAAUGACAUACUCAGAAGAAUUGGAUUCAAAAAGAGAACGCCCAUACAGGAGAAGAUCCUGCCGCUCACCGAGCACAGAGACGUGAUGGGGCUGUCGGAGACCGGAACAGGAAAGACGGCGUGCUUUGUCAUUCCCCUGGUGGAGGAGCUGGCAGAGGACCCCUUUGGAGUGCACUCCUUGAUACUCACGCCCACGCGCGAGCUGGCUCUCCAGACAAAGGAAAAGGUUGAUGUGAUAGGCAACUACUUUGACAUCAAGUGUGAGCUCAUCCACGGAGGGAUGGACACGCAUAGGCAGGUGGCGCGCCUCCAAGCAAAGCCGCACAUUGUGAUCGCCACGCCAGGAAGGCUUGCAGACAUGCUUUGCUCUGAAGAGAACAUACGCGUGUUCAAAAGGAUAAAGAAGGUCAUUCUGGACGAGGCAGACCUGCUUCUGAAUGGAGACCAGUCGCUUUCUGUGUACACCAUACUGAGCAGCCUUCUGAAGCGCACGCCAGACGUGCAGAUGCUUUUGUUUUCGGCAACAGACAUUGUCCCGGCAGUCCCUGUUAAGAUCCGAGAAAAAGCCAAAAAAGACGCACCGCAUCCCGAUCUUGGCCAGACUGCCCGCGUAGACGAGCAGGAAAAAAGCGCAGACAGCGCACAGCGCGCCGCCCUGGAGACACAGGACGAGCACCCAGGCGCAGAAAGCCCAGAAAACGCGGACACCCAAAAAGGCUGCCAGGCAGCCCUAGACGACGUGAUCGAGAAAACCAAAUGCCCUGCUCUUUGGAAAAUAAUAUAUGGAAGGGACAUGAGAAAAAUAGACACGAGGGCUGGCGCAGUCCCCAAGACUAUUGUGCAGGAGUACGCAGUGGUCCACCGGCAGGCAAAGGAGGCGCAUCUGGCACGUCUUCUGCAGGAGGACUACAAAAACACAAAGGUCAUGGUUUUUAUGAACAAAGCCGAGCACUGCGCGGUUUUGUCGGAGGUUAUGCAGGAGCUUGGAAUAAAUGCCGUGGGCCUAAGCCGAUACACGGACAACAAAACCCGGCACGCGUCCUUCUACAAGUUUAGGUGUGGCCUGGCAAAGGUUCUUCUCACGACAGACGUUCUUUCAAGAGGGCUAGACAUAAGCGACGUUGGGUGCGUUAUAAACUACGACCUCCCAAACAGCUUCACGGACUAUGUCCACCGCAUAGGAAGAACUGGCCGAAUAUCGCAGAGCGGGUAUGCGCUUUCUUUUGUGUCGGCAGGAGACAUGGCAAUUCUUCGAGACAUACAGGCGCAGACAGCGUCGGAAAUCAAGGAAAGAGAGCUGGAGCCGUUUACCUCGGCCCGGCUUAUGAACAAAAUCUCAACACAAAAAGAGUUUGUGAUGUCGCGAAUGAGGCAGAAAAUCAUGUAG
Molecule: messenger RNA, 1413 nt
Organism: Nematocida major
Lineage: Eukaryota; Fungi; Microsporidia
Exons: 1
Coding region: 1-1413 (470 amino acids)
Molecular function (GO): nucleic acid binding; ATP binding
Source: RefSeq, a predicted model, not a curated record